GUGGUUUUAUAUACACCAAAAAUUGGAUGUAGAUUUAAAUUUAAAAAGGGAAACUUUGAAAGAAAAAUGGUUAAAUGGAGUGGAUAUGGCGAUAUGGCAUGUCACUCAUCUGCCUUUGUUUGUUGCUGAAAUUCAUCUUGUAGUGGUAACCUUUCCCCACAGGGUCGGUGGGUUUGAUCAAAAUCGUUGUCGGAAAUAGAGAUGAAGAUGUUGAUGAAGAUGAAGUGGAGGAGGAUUGGAGGUUGCUAUGAUCAGAGGCCAAGUGAACUAGCGAAGAGUUACAAACAUGCAUGAGCCAGCCGUGAGAGUCGUCGUAGUCACAUUAAGAACUAACGAGGAGUAGGAGGACGGUGCGAGAGGCUCAUUCCCCGCAUCCAUUGAAAUUUCAUAAAUUUAGGAUUCUUUUUAAACUCAUCAUUUAAGGGAGGAAAAAAAAAAAGGUCUUAUACCAUUCCCCAAUUCCCCCCUACGCCAUCUCCCCAUAUCUUUAAAUCCUUCAGAAACUUCGUGACUGCUCACAAUCCGAAAUGUUAAAACCCCACAAAACCCUUCCUCGUAUGUGCUUCCAUUCCCUUUAUUUUCUUCUGGGUUCUCACCAAUCCUCCAAUUUCUCAUCGCAGCCUCACCCUUCUUCACCCCUUUCUAUUUCAUCCAACACUGACCCUUUUCCUGAAUUGGUCUCUAAAAUCUCCAUCAUUCUUUCCAGUCCCACAUGGGAACGCAGUUCAGAGCUUUCCCAUUUAAUCCCCAAACUCAAACCCCAUCACGUUGUGAAUCUCCUCGAUACGCACAACAAUACGGAAUCAGUCUUGCGCUUCUUCCACUGGGUUUCGAGGACGCAUUUUUUCAAACAUGACAUGAGCUGCUUUGUUUCGAUGCUGAAUAGAUUAGUUCGGGAUCGCCUUUUUGUGCCUGCUGAUAACGUAAGAAUCCUAAUGAUUAAAUCCUGUAGGAAUGAGGGAGAGGUUAAGAGGGUCAUUCAAGUUUUGAGUGAGAUUAAUACCACAUAUGAUUUUGGGUAUACUUUGUAUAGUUUUAGUACUCUUUUGAUUCAGUUGGGGAAGUUUGAUAUGGAUGGUUUAGGACGAGAUGUGUAUAUCGAGAUGCUUAACAGUGGGAUUAGACCUAACUUAUUUACAUUUAAUGCAAUGAUAAAAAUUUUAUGCAACAAAGGAAAGGUGCAAGAGGCAGAAUUGAUUAUGGGUCAUAUUUUUCAUUAUGGUGCCUGUCCAGAUACUUUUACAUACACAUCUUUGAUUAUUGGGCAUUGUAAAAAUGGAAAUUUAGAUUUGGCUUUUGAGAUGUUUGACCGAAUGGUUAAAGACGGGUGUGAUCCCAAUUCGGUAACUUAUUCAGCCCUUAUCAAUGGGCUAUGUAGUGAAGGGAGGUUAGAAGAAGCAAUGGAUAUGCUCGAAGAAAUGAUUGAUAAAGGGAUUGAACCAACAGUACACGCAUACACCAUUCCAAUAGUUUCGUUAUGUGAUGCUGGCCGUUCUUGUGAGGCAGUAAAGCUUCUAGGAAAGAUGAAAAAGAGAGGCUGUGGUCCAAACGUUCAAACAUAUACAGCACUAAUCAGUGGUUUAUCGCGAGAUGGGAAAUUUGAGGUUGCAAUUGGUGUAUAUCACAAGAUGUUGGCUGAUGGAUUGGUUCCAACAGCUGUCACAUAUAGUGCACUGAUUAAUCAAUUAUAUGUGGAGGGAAGAUUUGAAACUGCUCUUACCAUCUUCGAGUGGAUGUUGAGUCAUGACAGCUUGCCAAAUACUGAAACAUAUAAUGUAAUAAUUAAAGGUUUUUGCUCAAUAGGUUACAUUCAGAAGGCAACGGCUAUUUUUGACCAAAUGCUCAAAGCUGGUCCUUCCCCAAAUGUAAUAACUUACAAUAUAAUUAUUCAUAUAUAUUUCAAGCAGGGAUAUAUGAAUAAUGCAAUGAGAUUGUUAGAAAUGAUGAAAGGCAAUGGACUGAAGUUAGAUACUUGGACUUAUGCUAAUCUUAUUUCAGGGUUUUCUAGAGGAGGAAAAUUGGAACAUGCGUUUUCUCUUUUCAAUGAAAUGGUGGAACAUGGGAUUUCUCCAAAUGUAGUUACAUAUAAUGCUAUAAUUAACGGAUAUUUGACUGUUGCAAAAGUGGAUGAUGCUUUGGCAUUGUUUUGGAAGAUGGUGGAAAGUGGUAAUGUUCCAAGUAGUGGAACCUAUAAUAUGAUGAUAAGUGGAUUCUCUAAAACUAAUCGCAUUUCUGAAGCAGAGAAUUUCUGUGGUAAAAUGGUGAAGCAAGGCUUGCUCCCAAAUGUCAUUACCUACACAUCGUUUAUUGAUGGUCUGUGUAAGAAUGGGAGAACAAGUCUUGCAUUCAAGAUUUUCCAUGAAAUGAAGAAAAGAGAUUAUUUUCCAAAUUUAUGUACUUAUAGUUCUCUAAUUGAUGGUUUAUGCCAAGAGGGUCAGGCUGAGGAUGCAGAAAGAUUACUUGAUGAAAUGGAGAAGAAAGGAAUAACCCCUGAUGAGAUAACUUUAAAUUCUCUUAUGAAUGGUUUUGUUGCACUUGGCAGAAUUGAUCGAGCAUUUCUCCUUUGCCGACGAAUGAUGGGUGUUGGCUGCAAACCCAAUUAUCGGUCGUUUGCCAUAUUGCUGAAGGGAUUGCAAAAGGAAAGCCAUUCACUUACGGAAAAAGCUGUAGCCCAACACGAAAUCAUGUGUACUUGUAGUUCUGAUGAGAAAUGUAUAAGUACAGGAUCAGUGUACAAUCUCCUGGCUAGAUUGGCUGACUAUGGAUGUGAGCCUAAUGUCGAUACCUAUACCACUUUAGUGAGAGGCUUGUGUGGCAAGGGCAGAUGCUACGAGGCAGAUCAGCUGGUUGAGAGCAUGAAAAAGAAAGGUUUGCAACCUAGUGAAGAAAUUUAUCGUGCUCUAUUGGUUGGCCAAUGUAAGAACUUGGAAGUGGAAUCUGCUCUUAAGAUUUUUGACUCUAUGGUUACAACAGGUUUUCAACCUUGCUUAUCGGAUUAUAAGGCUCUCAUAUGUGCGCUUUGCAAAGCAAAUUUCAGACAAAAAGCUCAAUGUAUGUUUCAAACUAUGCUCAAGAAGCAUUGGAAUAGUGAUGAGGUUGUCUGGACAGUGUUACUUGAUGGAUUACUCAAGGAAGGGGAAACUGAUCUAAGUUUGGAGCUUCUUCAUGUCAUGGAAUCUAGAAAUUGCACUCUUAAUUUCCAGACACGUGUUAUGUUGGCCAGGGAGCUAUCUGCACUAGGUUGCUCAAUUGAAAUCCCUCAAAUCUCUAAACAGUUGGGAAUUGUAAAAGAAAAACAGAAGCAAACUGCUGAUGUUCUUAGAGAUGAUAUUGCUCUAUAAGAAGUUUCUAAAGAUGAUGCAUAUUUCCCAUUCAUCUCGUGAUUUGAAGUGUUUUCAAAGCGCAAGUUGCACUUUAAGGUGACAGUCUCUUUGAUCACCUUAAGGCAAGAGGUGACAUAAAAGCAUUGUCCGACUGAAACAAGGUAGAAAAGUUUUGGCAAGCAUGAUGAAGUCACAUUGAAGCAGUUACAUAAGGAUCAAACUCGAAUCUUGUAGGAGACAAAGACUACUAGAUAAGUGGUCAACAUUUGCUUUGCAUGCAAUAUAUUUCAACCUUUAAUUGCAUGCAAGAUAUUUCAACCUUUAAUUGCAUGCAAGAUGUUUCAACCUUUAAUUUCAAACAAACUACAUAAGAGAUUUGGUCUUCUUAUUGUGAGUUAGUUCUUUUUGCGCAUCGACUCUUAAAAUUAAACGUUUUCUUAUUUCUUUUUUGUGCAUUCAUAUGACUAGGUACUUUGUUAUGAUGAACUUCUCAAUUUUAUAGUGGAACACACAUCUCUAUCCUUUGUUCUAUUGAUAUUUUUCAAGAACCAAAUAAAUGUACUAUUUUUGUUCUUGAAUAUGCGUGAACUUGGUAACCUAUUAUUACUUGGACAUUUCAAACAAACUCAAAUUAUGUUUUCCUUUAUAUCUAAAAUAAAAUUCAAAUCAAUUGCUUCUCUUGUUUCUAAGCUGAAAUUUAGUUGUGACUUGAAUUUUAUAUUUUUCUUAACCUCAUAUUGUCGUUUUUGGCUACCCCUGUUGCUUUUGCUUCUGAAUUUUGGUUCCUGCCCUUGCCUUAGAUUCUACAAGCUUAUAUUAACUAUUUUUAUGCCUUUUCUUUUAGCUAAUGGGUUAAAGAUCUUGUGUAUGAGACAAACAGAGGGAAAGUAUGUUUCCGUCCUCCAAGUACAACCACCCGUUGGCUUACGGCCAUGUGUUCAAAUCUUCCAAGUUGGAAACAUUUUUACAUUUCUUGCUUCAAAUUUUUCUUGAGCUGAGUCUUGCCUUUCUUUUUGUGGUCAUAGAUAUCUUGAAACAAUUAUGUCCUUAAAUUUAGACAUGUUUAGAAGUGAUUUGAAAAUAAUUAGUUAUAUAUGUUAUUGAAUGAUAUGGAUGAAGAUUAGUUGUUUGGAAAACUUAUUUUGAGUCAAAGUGCCGUAUAGAUUUUGUAACUUUUUGGUAGCUUAGGAUGGUCAAAGUGACACAUGUCCAAUUUCCCCAUUAGUUAAUGAUGUUGGUGUUUUUUGUUGAUUUGUUUAGAUUAAAUGAGAAGUUCGGUCUCAUGUUUGUAUUAAAGGUUGAAACAGAGCAUAGAUGGAGGCCUAAUUGCACGACUAUGCUAUUGCUUUGGUCUACAUCUACUCGAAGAAUGAAUCAGACCUCAAUCGGUGCUUGAAGGAAUGAGAGGGCCAGGGUUUUGUGGUCACUGUAUCAGUUUGCUGAUGCUUUUUCGAGAACACAAAGAGAGCAACUGGUACAGAAAGUGGUGUCUGCUUUCAAUGGUACUCUCAAUAUUCUGAGUGUUAGUGCCGACACUCCCUAUACGCAUUCGCUGCCAGGAUUGGGUAACGGUUCAAGAGAAGUCGUUGAAGGCAAAUGGUUUUCCAAUGAUCAUCCGUCCUUGUCUACCACAUACCUCUUGGCCUCAACGUAGUUCGUGUGUGGGCACUACUGUUGCAUGGACAAUGAUAAAGUAAAACUAUGUGAUUGGUGACGACAAACAUUGGAGCAACUAUAUAUGUGAGAAUUCUGGUGUCACUACAAUUUAAACAUCUCUUUUGAUUCUAUCGACUUUUUAGGAUUAUAUAUAUGUAGUUAUUUUAUUUGAAUUAAGAAUUUACAACUUGUUCUAUUAGGUAUGAAUUUUGCUAGAACACACUUUUGAUGAUUAUAUCAAACAUUUUGUAUGAAUGUAGUGCUUUAUUUCUUUUAUAUGUUAUAAAUUUGAAGAUUUAUCCUAUAAUUAUGAUUGUCGAUUUGGUUGAAA
This is a messenger RNA of Cucumis sativus (cucumber), 5310 nucleotides long. Its product is annotated as pentatricopeptide repeat-containing protein At5g65560. Gene Ontology annotation, molecular function: protein binding. Bases 528 to 3341 code for a protein of 937 amino acids. NCBI's taxonomy places the organism in Eukaryota, Viridiplantae, Streptophyta, Magnoliopsida, Cucurbitales, Cucurbitaceae. The record is from RefSeq and is a predicted model, not a curated record. The transcript is spliced from 7 exons.